GAUCACAAGAAAAUCACCUAGUUGAAUCAGAUCCAAUAAAAAUUCUACAAGAUGGCUGUGGGCUCUGCAAACAGUGGCGCAAGCACUUCAUUACCGCUUGAGUUCCAUGAAAUAUCCAAUGUAACAACAAAGGUACACAAAUUCAAGUUGGCUGGGAAAAAGAAUGCCGCCAGACGGUAUAAACCAACCAAGCAAGUCAUUAGUGACGAAGUUAAAUACCUUCUGGCUAAGGAAAAUAUCAAGUUCGACACCCCUACAUACACAUCAUUGACUGCACCUCCAACAUUGGUGCCACAGAAACAUUAUUGUGAUAUUACUGGGUUGCCGGGGACAUAUAAGAAUCCAUCUAAUGGACUUCGAUACUAUAAUGUAGAGAUUUAUAGGGAUGUUAUUCGGAAUAUGCCUUCUGGGGUAGAUCAGGAGUAUUUAGGAUUGAGAGGAGCCAAUGUGAUAUUGAAAUAAUAGUAAUGAGUUAAAGAGUUAGAAUAAAAAUGCAUGUGCUAAUA
Molecule: messenger RNA, 506 nt
Organism: [Candida] anglica
Lineage: Eukaryota; Fungi; Ascomycota; Pichiomycetes; Serinales; Debaryomycetaceae
Source: the annotation of a GenBank genome assembly